Messenger RNA from Trichoderma harzianum CBS 226.95, 237 nucleotides. RefSeq lists its product as hypothetical. Lineage: Eukaryota; Fungi; Ascomycota; Sordariomycetes; Hypocreales; Hypocreaceae. The record is from RefSeq and is a predicted model, not a curated record. Bases 1 to 237 code for a protein of 78 amino acids. The transcript has a single exon.
AUGCCAAUGUCCGAGACCAUGUUGUACGACGCGAAGCUCUCCGAACUAUUACGCAAGCCUGGGCAUCCCCGUGCAAGACAAGUAAAUAGGCAGACGCUCUUAUCACCGACGCUUCUUCUUUUCUCUUUGUUCUUCUUCCCCGGUGUUGUGAUCAUGUCGUGGCGUUCCAAAAGGCCAAUCUCGUCUCACCCUGUCCAAGCCCGACCCUCGCACCUUUGGGGUCGCCUCGCAUCUUGA